Metarhizium album ARSEF 1941 is the source of this 861-nucleotide messenger RNA. Its product is annotated as RmlC-like jelly roll fold protein. The record is from RefSeq and is a predicted model, not a curated record. Lineage: Eukaryota; Fungi; Ascomycota; Sordariomycetes; Hypocreales; Clavicipitaceae. The transcript has a single exon. Bases 1 to 861 code for a protein of 286 amino acids.
AUGUCCAAAUCGGCGCUGCGCAAUGCCAGAAUCACGCCGCACCGCUCCGGCGCCCGCGGCCACAGCGACCACGGCUGGCUAGACACGUACCACAGCUUCUCCUUCGCCGACUGGUACAACCCCAAGUUCUCACAGUUUGGGUCGCUGCGCGUCCUCAACGAGGACCGCGUCAAGGCUAGCUCGGGCUUUCCCACGCAUCCGCACCGGGACUUUGAAAUCUUCAGCUACCUUUUGUCCGGGGAGCUGACACACCGGGACUCCAUGCUGGCCGAGGGCGACGAGGGCGAGCAGUCGGACAGGUUUUACAGGAUGCGCCGGGGCGACGUGCAGUUCACCACGGGCGGAACGGGCAUCGCGCACUCCGAGUUCAACGAGCACGAGACAGAGACGGCGCACUUUUUGCAGAUCUGGGCUGUCCCUUGGAGGAGGGGGCUCAGCCCGCGCUACCACACGCGCACGUUUAGCGAUGGGGAUAAGCGCAGGGGCUUUGUCGAGAUUCUGAGCCCGCUCAAGGGCGGGCCUAAUGCCACGGCGCAGCAGGAGGAGGACGCGGAGCCUGUUGUUCAAGGCACCAUUCCUAUUCACGCGGAUUUCGCCAUGGGCGCGGGCAUCAUUGCGCCGGGGGAGACAUUCCAAUGGCUGGUCGGCGCGAAUGCCACGGAGCAGAAGGAGAGAAAGGUUUUUGUGCACUUGCCCAUGAUGAAGGGGGGCAGGGCAAAGAUUCGUCUGGAUGGACGGGAGGACGCAGAGCUGGACGAGGGUGAUGGUGCGUUUGUGGACGGGAUUUUUGCCGGUAAUCGGUUGGCGGUGGAGAGUAUAGGGUCUGAGGAGGCAGAGGUUGUUGUUUUGGAUACGGCUUAG